CUCUACUUCUCUGUCCAUCCUCCAUCUCCCCAUUCUCGCAAGACUACCCCGCAGCAAUGUCGAAACACGGAUUCGCCCCGUUGAAGAACGACCUUCUGCUCCGCGCCGCGCGUGGUGAAAAGGUCGAGCGCCCUCCGAUAUGGGUCAUGCGUCAAGCAGGUCGCUACCUGCCCGAAUACCACCGCGAAAAGGGCACAAAUGACUUUUUCGAAUGUUGCCGAAGCCCCGAAAUCGCCUCGAAUUUGACCUUGCAGCCCAUUGACCGUUUUGAAGGACUCAUAGAUGGCGCCAUCAUUUUCUCAGAUAUCCUGGUGAUACCGCAAGCAAUGGGCAUGGAAGUCAUUAUGCUUCCUGAGAAAGGACCUCACUUUCCUAGCCCUCUGCAGAGCCCGGACGAUGAGCAGUUCAAGGAGGUCAUGGAGCGAGAAGUGGAUGUGGUGAAAGAGCUGGGAUACGUCUACGAUGCUAUCACUUUGACGAGGAAGAAGCUGGACGGACGAGUUCCCUUGUAUGGAUUCUGUGGAGCGCCUUUCACGUUACUGUGCUACAUGGUCGAAGGUGGUGGUACAAAGGUGUUCAGACAGACCAAGACUUGGAUCUACAAAUACCGUGAAGCCGCCAAGCAGUUGCUGCAGAAGAUUGCGGAACUCUGUGUGGAGUAUCUGGCGCACCAGGUCGUGGCUGGUGCGCAGAUCGUACAGGUGUUUGAUUCCUGGGCUGGAGAAUUGAGUCCCGCGACGUUCAAGGAGUUUUCGCUGCCUUAUCUGGAGUGGAUUGCCGAUCAUCUGCCUAAGAGAGUACAGGAGCUUGGUGAGGAAGUCGUGCCGAUGGUUGUGUUUGCCAAAGGAGCCUGGUAUGCACUCGACCGGCUCUGCCAGACCAAGUACAAUGUGGUGGGACUGGAUUGGUUGCACGAUCCCAAAGAGGCGUAUGCCAUUGCGCAGAAGCAUGGAAAGGUGGUGCAGGGCAACGCAGAUCCUGGUGUGCUGUAUGGUGGACACGAGGCCAUCACGAAAGUUGUUGAAGAGAUGGUGUCCGGCUUUGGAGGUGGAAAGCAAGGCUGGAUCGCCAAUCUUGGCCACGGCAUUACCCCUUGGGUCAACCCAGACGACCUCAAGUUCUAUUUCCAGGAGAUCCACAGAUUAUCAGGUAGCUCAUCAUGACUUGCCACGAGUGCUCAUGGUGAAAUGCGCAUGCCAACUACAAUGUUAUAGGUCAACACCAGGAUGAAAAGAUGCCGAAGGUUGCCGACAUCAAGGCAGCAGAACAGAAGAUGCAUGAACGAAACAUCUUGCACGCCGACUGGUAGCAGCAGCAUCAAACUGCCGGGCCUCUGAACAAGCAGCCUACAGAUGCCGAUGGGCAUAUGCAGCCGUCAUGGAAGUCAGGAUGCUGACACAAGUAUAGUAGCAAGGUACUCUUUCAGAUGGCUUGCAACAAUGUGAUGAGAAGGGAUUCAGAGAUCGCAUGUACGAUCGGCAUGCACGACUUUGUGAGCAGAAGACGCACGACACAACGCUUGUCCGUCGGUCUCCAGGCUGCAAUUCGAACAUGUACAGACCUACUUGUCCUCACCAAUAUCUUCAUACCAGUCUUCAGGAUGCGCCUUGAUAAAGUCCUUCAUCAGUUGCUCUGCCUCUGCAUUCUUGAGAUUGAUGACUUCAAUGCCCUUGCGUUUGAGGUGCUCUUCACCUCCAACAAAGGUAUUGUUCUCGCCCAUGACCACACGCGAGACUUUGUAGAGAAUACAGGCUCCGGUGCACAUAUCACAGGGGCUCAAGGUAGUGUACAUUGUUGAACCUCUAUACGCAGAGGCGGGGAGUCUGCCAGCAUUUUCGAGCGCAGAGGUUUCGCCAUGCAGAAUUGCACUGCUUUUCUGCACUCUCAUGUUAUGUCCUCUACCCAGAAUUUUGCCAUCUGCGGCGACGAGACAUGCUCCAAUGGGUACGCCACCUUCUGCGAAACUUUUUUUGGCUUCUUCCAAGGCAGCUAUGAAGCCCGCAUCAUUGGCGGACAUUUUUCUCAGCGACGAGGUGUAGUGAAU
Sphaerulina musiva SO2202 is the source of this 2044-nucleotide messenger RNA. Its product is annotated as uroporphyrinogen decarboxylase. Gene Ontology annotation, biological process: heme biosynthetic process. Gene Ontology annotation, cellular component: cytosol. Bases 57 to 1163 code for a protein of 368 amino acids. The transcript is spliced from 4 exons. Lineage: Eukaryota; Fungi; Ascomycota; Dothideomycetes; Mycosphaerellales; Mycosphaerellaceae. The record is from RefSeq and is a predicted model, not a curated record. Gene Ontology annotation, molecular function: uroporphyrinogen decarboxylase activity.